Molecule: messenger RNA, 510 nt
Organism: Wallemia ichthyophaga EXF-994
Lineage: Eukaryota; Fungi; Basidiomycota; Wallemiomycetes; Wallemiales; Wallemiaceae
Product: Protein glutamine amidohydrolase
Exons: 1
Coding region: 1-510 (169 amino acids)
Cellular component (GO): cytosol; nucleus
Molecular function (GO): protein-N-terminal glutamine amidohydrolase activity; protein-N-terminal asparagine amidohydrolase activity
Source: RefSeq, a predicted model, not a curated record
AUGAGCUGCUACUGCGAGGAGAAUGCUUAUCAUUUAAUAGACGCGUUGAGUUGUGUUGGUGGUGUUAGAGUGCGCGUUGGUUUCAUCAGCAAUUCAAACAAAUCUGUACUCUUAUUCCAUCAACAAGCCAGCCAGUACUCCCACCCAUUCCCGGUUCUCUGGGAUUAUCAUGUUAUUGCCGUGGUUGAAGCUCAUGACAGUGAAUACAUCAUCGAUUUAGACACAAAACUCGAUAGAGUUUCUAACGCCCGCGACUACCUCAAUCUCACUUUCAGCCCUCACACUCCCCAUCAAUACAGAGCCUUCAUCAAUCUCACUCCCGCACACUCCUUCCUCCAAUCCUUUGCUUCCGAUAGACGUCAUAUGUUGACAAACAAAGGCACUUACAGCAGUCCUCCACCACCUUGGAAAUGCAUACGCGGUCAUCUAGCCUCCCUCCCUCAUAACCUCGAUAUCUGGAUCGAGGGGGCCAACGAGGAUUCCGAGCGUAUAUCACCGCUAUAUGAGUAG